AAUUUAGCCAGCGGGGGCUAGGCCUACUCUUUAUCCUUCAUAUUUUUACAACAGUCGCGCGAAGCUGUGAUCGAUCUUGGCCGAGGCUAGGCCUAACGGUUCAGCUGAACAACACUUUCCGACCCGCUAUCUGCUCAGCAGCGAGUGGAAUUGCGUACCUGGCACAAGUUGCCCUGACCAUCUGAUUGGUUGAUGAAAGGAUACGGCGUAAUGUUUGAAAGACGAAUUUACACAGAAAAGUGAACAUUGACAAUUAUUUAUCAAAAUCGAUGCUAAGAUGGAGCAUGAUGUUUGUGACAAAAAGGAAAUGGGCAGUACAUUACAUGACGAUAUGACACCCAGUCGCCCGGCAUCGUUGUCCUUGAAAGAGGCAGGGGAGGCUGGCUCCAAGCACAAAGAUUUUUUUCAAACGCCUCUGAACACUGAGCUGCUGCUACACAAUGAGAGGGGCACUCUCCGCAGCGUCGACAGUGGCUUCUCCGAGAGAAGUGUUUUUUCCUUGCUCGGUGAUGAAACGCCAGGUCUGUCUGCAAGCCGUGUGCCUUCUGGUGUGGAAGACAAUGAAAUUUGCAACUCUAGUGGAGUGGACUCUUUGCCUGACAACAAUUUUUCUCCUACAUCUCAUCUGCACAAUAUUGCUGGGAGAGCGAGGAGGUUGAAAUUUCAUCCAUUUGAUGAACGACCACCUGCUUUUCAACUUUUGUCCUCUUUAGAAGACGAUGGUGAGGAAGGCGCUGAUGAGAGAUUAAGUAGGGGGAAUAACAGCUUAGAUAGCAGAGAAAACAAAGGUGAGACUGAGAAGCAGAUAUCAGCAUCACUAGUGCAAAAUACUCUAGAAUCUGAAAAAAGUUCUUCGAGUUCUCUCUCUAGCAGUACGGAUGACUUAGAGCUCAGUUUGCAGGAAAUGUCGUUAGAAGAAUCUUCAUCUGGCAGUAUGACGUCUCUAGUCUCUCGCACUUCUCCAAUUUAUCACACUGAUGCUCAUGUGAGAAUUGAUCAGAACUCUGCUUCAAUAUUUAAACGGGACAGCAUAAUAAAGUCAAGGAAGGAGGAGACACAAGAGCCUGAUCUUGAUUUUGAAGCCAGUGAAGCACUGUCCAGCAUGAGUAUAUCACCUCCUGUAAUGUCCACCCUCCCUUCCAUAAAUGGCAAAGAACAUUCCUCUUCCGGUGUUGCUGAAGGCUCUCCACAUGAGCAACAAGAGUUUCUGAAAUCACUGUCUCUCACAAGAAGACUGCUUCCAGAAAUAUCCUCUCCCUCCGCCUCGACGUCAGCCUGUCCUGAACACCCUAUUGGUCAACAAACAGCAUUCCUUGAUGACACAGAGGCUAUGUUACAGGAGAGCAGCUUAGAUGCGACAUUAACGUUUGAUGUUCCGCACUCUCCACCAAGAGACUGUGAAAUUGUUUGCAUCUGUGGUAGGAGAAAAUCUCUCCAUCUCUCUAGAGUUCCACUACUUCCCCACGAGUAUGAUCAUUUUGAGUCAGAGUGUCCUGUUUGUUCCAACGUCAUAUUGGAAAGCCCUGGCAAAAGUACUAGUCGUAGGCCAAGCCCUGACCAAGAGUUCAUGUCACUACAAAGUCCGUCCAAAGCUAUGAAAACCUCCCUGCUGUCACCUGCCCUAACUGGAAAUAUCAAGAGAGUGACAAGAAGCCCAAACAAAAAAGCCAGAGAGAAAAGUUCGACAGAUGGUACAACCGUAGUGAAAAAGAAGAGUGUAAAACGAAGCAUUUUUUCUGAUAGCUCAGUUGUUUCAGGGCAAAGCCCUCAGUCGUACAACUCCCAAAUGUCUGGCUCUACAAAUUAUGAUGAGAAAACAAUGGAGGAAAUUAUGUUGUUAGAGGAAGAAAAAGUUGAUAGUUUUAGAGUUGGCGGGUCCGAGUCUCCUUUCCAUGGUCUUGUGCAAUAUUCACCUGAAAGAAAAGCUCACGCCACCCAUGAUAUCCUUUACAGAGAUGGUGCAAACAACGAUUUGGACUUAGAGUCACUAUUGGAACAAGUUGUGGACAAAUUCUCUCCUAGAGAGCCAUCUCGUUUGAUAGGUUGUCGAAUUGGUGUAAUCAAAUUUGACAUUCUUGGAGAGCUUAGCAGCAAAAACUUCCUAUUCUGCGUUCAGCAAAUCCUGGAGCAUCUGAGUGAUCAAGACUUGGACACAAUGUGUCAAGUGAGCAUGGUCUGGAAGUCUGCCUUGUUCAAUGACCUGCGAGCGUCCAGCAGAUAUAAGCUGUACUGCGCUCUCCAGAUGAGGCAGGCUGUGUUGAUUGGCAAGGAAAAUGCUAAAGAAAAAUCCUUGGAGUCUGAGCAGUAUGAAACUCUAACAGCCUCAAAGGGCCGCCUUACUGCCGUCCAGCUACAAGCAGCAAGGCCAGAGCAUUCAUCACAGGAAAUUCCAAAGCCUCCCUUGGAGCUGCUAUCAGGUGACAAGCUACGGUCCUGCCCCCACUGCCAGGCUCCGGCCAAGGAGAUGGAGUGUCAGGACCGAGCCGUGUGCUCCUCUGAGACCUGUGCCUACGACUUCUGCACGCUGUGCUUCGCCGCAUUCCAUGCCACCAAACGCUGCAAGCCGCUCUGUUUGACCUCGUCAAGAAAUGACAUGGCUGGUACCCGAAAGAGUCGAAAAAACCUCAGACGAUUAUGACGAUACCCAUUGCCAUUAGAUAAGAGUUACUUGUUUUUAGUUCGUGAAAAGAACCGCUCAAUUUGGGCCCUGCUCAGUUCCUGUGUGUUAAUCGUUGAAGUUGACCCGUGUUGUGGCACGAUUGAAUCAAUCCUAACUUGUGAUCAUUUCUAUUCGUAAGGUUUGUGUCUGAUUUGCGAGAAUGUGCUCCUGUGCGUGAGAUAUUCCUUAUUCUCCUUAUUCUCCUUAUCUUGCUACCUAUCUCUUAACAGGAACCUUACUUCAACCUCGGACCAAAAGGUUCUUUAAAUUCUCUUGUAAAUUGUUUCUUCAAAGGAUAAAUUUAAUUGUAAACUGCAAGUCUUCCAAGUUAGAUUCUGUUGCCAGUAGAACUUUCAACUUGAAGAAGGAAAAGAAAACAGUAGCCUUGGCUGUGAUGAUUUGUUUAGGCUGUGACGUUGAAACCAUAAUAUUGGCACAGAAUUUCUCUCGGCACACAAAUGUGUUGAGUGAUUUCAAAAAUAUUUAUUAGAUAUUCUUUUAGUGCUUUUUUAAAAUGCGCUUGAAGUGUGACCACUGAGUCAUCAACUGUUGUUAUCCAAUCUUAUACCAGAAGAAAAAAAAAACAACCAAAAAAAAA
Molecule: messenger RNA, 3257 nt
Organism: Aplysia californica (California sea hare)
Lineage: Eukaryota; Metazoa; Mollusca; Gastropoda; Aplysiida; Aplysiidae
Exons: 5
Coding region: 278-2638 (786 amino acids)
Biological process (GO): negative regulation of meiotic nuclear division; regulation of mitotic nuclear division
Cellular component (GO): nucleus
Source: RefSeq, a predicted model, not a curated record